Molecule: messenger RNA, 903 nt
Organism: Cotesia glomerata
Lineage: Eukaryota; Metazoa; Arthropoda; Insecta; Hymenoptera; Braconidae
Exons: 5
Coding region: 372-812 (146 amino acids)
Source: RefSeq, a predicted model, not a curated record
UUCUGACAAUAAUUUUUUUUAUCUCAGUGUACCGAUAAUAAAACAAAGAAAAAAAUAAGUUCAAUAGUUAGUUGAUAAAACUUCGAAGAAUUGAUAAAAAAUUGUGGUCGUAAGUCAUGAAUUCUUUUGUAGAAAAGUAAAAACUCAUUCAAAACUUAUAAGCCCCUUCUCCUUCUCCACUCAUGAAAAAAAAUAUCACAUAUUUUCCCCCCUUAGGAAUAAUCUCCCACAAUAAGACACUAAAAAACGGUAGAAGAGACCGGUUAUAAAUACCGUGUUCAAAUUAACGACAACUGUCUUUCAGUCGAAACGAUCUUCAUGUACCAUAGAAUUGCGUUAAUUUACUAACUUGUUUUGAACAUUUAGAAAAAAUGGAUUCGAAACUGUUCUGUGUGAUCAUCAGCGCAAUGUGUGCUUUGCAACUCGUGUAUUCAAGUCCUUUAUAUGAUGAGAAUGAAAAGUUCUAUACACAAGACGAACAUAAUAUUAAACUGUAUUUUGCUCAUCUUUAUCAAUUGGGUCGUAUUUUUUUUUCGGACCUUCAGUUUAUACGAGAACAGAUAGUAAACCACCCAAAUUCCACAAUGAGCGAUUUAGAAACCGAUUGGAAAAAAUUCUCCAAAAAAAUGACUGACAUCAAACACAACGAUAACAUUCGACCUAUUGACCUUUUACUGAAAGACAUAGAAAAAAUUCAAAACGGCAUCGCAGAUUAUCAAAAUAAAGUAGCAUUAAUCAAAGAGAAAACCUCAGAUGCUGAUAAUACCAACACACCAGUUAAAGAGUUGCUUGAAGCGAUGUUAAAAGAAUAAGAUACAAAAUCUGUCAUCUACGUUUGGACUACUAAAUUUUUUUUUUUUUUUAUUAUAAUUAUAUAAAAUCAUAAUUGUACUUGUGUAAAAA